Molecule: messenger RNA, 973 nt
Organism: Chlamydomonas reinhardtii
Lineage: Eukaryota; Viridiplantae; Chlorophyta; Chlorophyceae; Chlamydomonadales; Chlamydomonadaceae
Exons: 3
Coding region: 134-472 (112 amino acids)
Source: RefSeq, a predicted model, not a curated record
GUAUACACAUCAAGCAAUCAGUAUUAUGCUCGCCUUACCACAGGCAUACUUAUUCAGACCGGUCACCCAGCGUCGAGUGCAUAACCGCGCUGUUGCACCUCGCGCUGCUGCUGCACCUCGCGCUGCUACCGCCAUGCACCCUACGGAGGGCAAGGUGUUCGUGCUGCUCGUCAGCGGCAAGGUGAAGGAGGGUCAGGGGCCUACCUUGGCCUCCUGCUUCCAGAAGCUGGCCACCUAUGUGGAGGCCAACGAGCCGGGCUGCCUGAGCUACCAGCUCAGCUUCUCGGACAAAGAUCCGGAUGCCUUCAUCAUAUUCGAGCGCUACACCACCGCCCAGUACCUGGAGGACACACACUGGAAGUCGGAGCCGUUCGCGCAGUUCCGCAAGGACCUUGAGGCUGCCGGCGUGGAGUGGGUGGAGAAGAGCGUGACGCGCUUCUAUGAGAACGGGCCAGGAUACAUGGCAAAGUGAGCUCGUAGCUGUUGGUGGAGCACGUGCAGGCUCGUGGGAUUGCGGGUCUGGCACGGAGGGGCACGGAGGAUCGAAGGCAUCUGCGGCGAUGCACCUGGCCUGGACUACAGUGACGAUGCUGCUGGAGCAUGUUCUGGAGAACCCAACACAUUGUGGGUGAGGGUGACCGGCAGUAUGCGGCUUGGCACGCAGAGAGGAGCGAGCCUGAGCGGGGUAGAUAGGGCUGAAGUACAUUUCGCUCAGACAUGUACUGUACGUGUGGCCAUGUGGUGGCGUUAGACUACCGUAUGAGCUGGCAUUCGCGGCCUGUGACAUUAUGCGGGGCUGAUGAUGCGGACAAUGAAAAAUGCAUAUCCCAACCCGCAUCUGUGGGCUUGCGGGUCACUCGAGGCUGCGAUGGAGUGGACGACGCAAGUGAGCGACUGACACGAAUCCGCCAAUCCACUAGAGGUCUCAGUGAACUCGCUGGAUAUAAUAAACAAUAGAGAACAUCAGCUGGAG